AUGACAGGAGGAGAAGCAGUCAUGGCUUCCUACAACAAGCAUGUGUACAUGUACAGCAUGUGGGAGGUUCAGUCAGUAAGGAGACUAUCUCCAAAUAUCACACCAGAAGUGGAUGAGGAUGUGUUUGGGGAGUCGUCCCAUUGGACGGUGCGUCAUGGUUUUCCUUACCAGCCUACUGCUUUGGCCUUUGACCCGGUGCAGAAGAUCCUGGCCAUUGGCUCCAGAUCAGGCGGCGUACGAAUACUGGGACGACCCGGGGUGGAUUGCUACUGUCAGCAUGAGAGCGGAGCAGCUGUUCUUCAACUGCAGUUCCUCAUCAAUGAGGGGGCGCUGGUCACUGCCUGUGCAGAUGACACGCUACAUUUGUGGAAUCUCCGUCAGAGGCGGCCGGCUGUCCUGCAUUCGCUCAAAUUCAACAGAGAGAGGAUCACGUUUUGCCACCUUCCCUUUCAGAGUAAAUGGCUAUACGUGGGGACGGAGCGCGGAAACACACACAUCGUCAACAUCGAGUCCUUCAUUUUGUCUGGAUACGUCAUCAUGUGGAACAAGGCCAUAGAACUAUCGACUAAAACUCAUCCAGGACCUGUGGUUCACUUGAGCGACAGCCCAAAGGAUGAAGGAAAGCUGCUUAUAGGGUUUGAGAGCGGGACAAUCGUACAAUGGGACCUACGGGGCAAGAAGGCUGACUUCAGAAUGCACUACGAUGAGGCCAUACAUUCAGUCAGCUGGCAUCAUGAAGGGAAGCAGUUCAUGUGCAGUCACUCAGACGGCAGCCUGACGAUGUGGAACCUCAGAAACACCACCAGGCCAUUCCAGGUCACCUUUCCUCAUGGAAAGGUACAGAAGGAUGGGAGAAAGGAGUCUUGUAAACCAAUACUCAAAGUGGAGUACAAGACCUCGAGGAGCAGCGAGCCUUUUAUCAUCUUCUCUGGCGGUCUUUCAUAUGACAAGGCGGGAAGGCGGCCCACGUUAACCAUCAUGCAUGGCAAGGCUAUCACUGUGCUGGAGAUGGACUACCCUAUUGUAGAGUUUAUGGCACUCUGUGAGACUCCUUACAACAACGAGGUCCAGGAGCCUUACGCAGUGGUGGUGCUUUUGGAGAAGGACUUGAUCGUGGUGGAUCUGACACAGAGCAACUUCCCUGUCUUUGAGAACCCUUACCCCAUGGACAUCCAUGAGUCUCCAGUUACCUGCACAGCCUAUUUUGCAGAGUGUCCGCCAGACAUUAUCCCCAUCCUGUACUCUAUAGGAGCUAAACACAAGAAGACUGGCUACAGCCAAAAGGAGUGGCCAAUCAGUGGAGGAACAUGGACGUUAGGCUCCCACACCUACCCAGAGAUUAUCAUCACCGGACAUGCUGAUGGAUCAAUCAAGUUUUGGGACGCGUCUGCAAUCACACUGCAGAUGUUGUACAAGCUGAAGACCUCCAAAGUGUUUGAGAAGCCGAAACCAGGUGAAGGCCGGGCGGCCGAGUUGGUGGAGGAAGACCCCUUUGCAAUUCAAAUGGUCAGCUGGUGCCCUCAGAGUCGCAUCUUCUGUGUAGUUGGCAUCUCAGCCCACAUCAUCCUGUAUCGCUUCAGCAAAUAUGAUGCCAACACUCAAAUUGUGUCACUGGAGGUGCGUCUACAGUGUGAGUCAGAAGAUGUCAUCUCUCCAUCCGAGAAUGAAAACAAUCCCUGCUUCUCAGAGUCUGGCUCCCACUCACCCCAGCCCCAUCACCAACACCCAGCUAGCCCCGGCGCUGGGACACCUGAGGGUGUCAAAGACAGCAUCCCCUGCAUUAAAGUGAAGGACCGGAUGGUUCGGGUCCCUCCUGGCUACCAGGCAGAACUGGUCAUCCAGCUGCUGUGGGUAGAUGGAGAACCUCCACAACAGAUCACCAGCCUCGACAUCAACUCUGCCUAUGGCCUUUUGGCGUUUGGGAACUGCAAUGGCCUAGCCGUGGUGGACUACUUGCAGAAAACCAUCCUGUUGUGUAUGUCGACACUGGAUCUGUAUGGAGCCGCCGACCCCUACCAGCGCCUUACCCGCUCCCCCCGCAGGAACAGACAGUCCACCUCAGAGUUUUGCAUGCGUGGCCUGUCUAACUUUUAUUCAGAUUCAAAGAAAAGGAUCCGUACAUCCUAUCAGAGCCUUACUGAACUCUCUGACAACCAGCAGUCCAUUGAUAUGGAAAGAAGCAAGUCGCCCACCUCAGUUCAUUACCCAACCUCCCUUCACAAUGACCCGCGCAUCCUGCCAGAGCCUGUGGCCAGUCUGAGAGCCAGCCACUGCAGUCCAGUGUUUUACUUACUGGACAAUGUAAAGGGACCCGGCAGAAAGUUAAGUCUGCCAACAGAUCUUAAGACUGAUCUUGAUCAUGUCAAUGGACAUUGCACUAGCCCCACCUCUCAGCCGUGCUCGGCGGGGAAGCCUCGCGUCCCGAUGGUUCCCGAGGGGCCACGGCUUACCCGCAGAGGCCCUGGCCGACCGCCCUUCCGCAAGGCCCAGUCCGCUGCUUGCAUGGAGAUCUCUUUGCCUGUGUCCCACACUGAAGGUUAUGCAUCCAGGAGGGCAAUGCUUCAGCAGUUUCAUGGAGUCACUAUGUACUCCCACGACGAGCACCACAUCAGCGCCCCCUACUGCUGGAGCGAGAGAGAGAGUCGUGAAAACUCCUUCAGCCGCUCACGCAGCUCCAGUGUGUCCAGCAUCGACCGGGACACCAAAGAGGCUAUCACCACACUGCAGUUUGCAGAAUCUUACGGGCGCAAGAAUGACGCCGUGCCCACCCCAUGUCUGUGGGUGGGCACCAGCUUAGGCGUGGUCCUGGUCAUCCCAAUGUCCAUUCCCACCGACCAGGAGGAGAGGAUGGAAGAACCUGUGACCAUUGGCCCCAGCGGAGCGGUCCUGAUGCUGAAGGGCUCAGUGUUGCGUUUUGGCUUCUUGGACCUCAUGGGAGCGCUCAUUCAGAGCCCCUACGAGGUUUGGCGGGACCUCAACGCCCCGGAGAACCCUGACCGACCACGGAAGCGCAAGCUGGUCAACUUUUCACCCUCAUCCUCUCAGGACACCUGCGGAGAGGGACAUCUGGCUGUGGUGUGCUCCGAGAGGCAGGCCAAAGUAUUCUUGAUGCCCUCACAGUCUUGCCUCUUUGUCCACAACAUCACUGAGUCAUCCUUUGUACUGCGAGCCGACGUGGUAUCUGUGUGCAACAGUGUGUGCCUGGCCUGCUUCUGUGCUAACGGACACAUCAUGACGAUCAGUUUGCCCAGUCUAAGACCGAUGAUGGACAUCAAUUACCUGCCUCUGACAGACAUGCGCAUUGCCAGAACCUUUUGCUUCACCAACGGGGGGCAGGCACUAUAUCUCGGCUCCCCGACAGAGAUCCAGAGAAUUACUUACAGCCAGGAGAUGUGUGAUAACCUGCAGGAGAUGCUGGGGGAGCUUUUUACACCAAUAGAAACACCAGAAGCCCAGAACAGAGGCUUUCUAAAGGGCUUCUUUGGAGGAAACGCCAAUACUUUCGACAGAGAGGAGCUCUUUGGUGAGGCAUCAGCUGGGAAGGCUUCUCGGAGUCUGGCCCAGCACAUCCCCGGGCAGGCGGGGAUGGAGGGCAUGAAAGUGGCUGCUAGCGGAGUAGUGGGUGAUCUGGCAAGGGCCCGCAUUGCUCUGGAUGAGAGAGGCCAAAGGCUGGGGGAGCUGGAGGAUCGAACUGCCCUGAUGAUGACCAGUGCAGAAACCUUCUCCAAGCACGCUCAUGAGCUGAUGCUGAAGUGCAAGGACAAGAAGUGGUACCAGUUCUAAUAGCAGGACAGAGGGAUGAGGCUGCCCUUGGACUGCUGGGAACUUUAUGCCGGGAUGGGGACUUUCACUCUACAAAUGAGAGCAAUUAAAAGAGGGACUCAAGAGUGACAUUGUCUUUACGGCUUCUGGACUGGCUAUUGUACGGCACUGUCACAUUGUUGAAGGACGAGGACAGGCUAGUCCCUUGUCUAGACAUAGACAAGUGACGUAGUGAUGAGGAGAGAAAGAGAAUGGUGGCAUUUGAAGGACUGAAGAUGGAACUGGAAAUAUCCUACAAGUCUGUGUGUGUGCGCGCGUGUGCACACGUGCAUUCGUGUUUGUGUGUGUGCGUGUGUGUGUGUGGUUGGGUUUUCUGGACCUCACUGUGUAGAUACUCAAACGUUAAGAAACCAACAAGAAAUGCAUGAAACAAAAAUGGAUGACUAAUAAAAAUAUCCAACUGCCAUAUUAAAAAGCAGCAUGCUACUUUAACAGGAGAUACAAAAAUAAAAAGUUUUAUUCAAUGAUGUAAGCCAACAACAGAGACUAUGAAAUACUUUAUAUUUUUUGAAAUAUUGACAAAAACUAUAUAUAAAAAGGGAAAUGUAUACCUGCAUUGCUAUUAAGCCAAAACUUGUGUUCCUUUCCCUUUUUUUUUAUUUUAAUUUUUGGUUCAUUUACAUUUUUUUCUUAGUCUCAGCUAAUAUUACUUGCCACUAUAUAAGUACACAUAGUUAGCUUUCUCUACAAACACUUAGUAUAAUGCUAAAACUAUAUUCUAUAUUCUUACCAAUUACUCUGGGCUGCACAGUGAAAACACAAAUCAGCAGUAUUUACACUUACCUUUGCACAGUCUAAUCACACUGAUUUAAUUUCACUUUUUGGCUGCUGCUACUUACAAAAGCAUUAAAUGAUGAUGAGGAAUAUCUCACUCCCCAACUACAGUUUUAUGAAAACAAGAGGGCAGAUUGGUGUGCAGCAAAGGCUGAAAGAGUUAAAAGUGAAUUCUGGACACAGUGUGUUUAUAUCUUUAGUAUAGACCUAUAUACUAUUCACGUGCCAUAAAAAACAAGGUGAGUGAAUUCACUCACUGUAAACCAACUAACAAAGAGCUAAUGUGUGGUAGUCAUCAUUUGUUUCCUGUUGGAUCAGAACUGAUGAGACGUAGUACUUGGAGUUGGCCACAGAGGGCAUUUAUCAAA
Molecule: messenger RNA, 4964 nt
Organism: Morone saxatilis (striped sea-bass)
Lineage: Eukaryota; Metazoa; Chordata; Actinopteri; Moronidae
Gene: stxbp5l
Product: syntaxin binding protein 5-like
Exons: 30
Coding region: 1-3783 (1260 amino acids)
Biological process (GO): regulation of protein secretion; regulation of exocytosis
Cellular component (GO): plasma membrane; SNARE complex; cytoplasm
Molecular function (GO): syntaxin binding; GTPase activator activity; myosin II binding
Source: RefSeq, a predicted model, not a curated record